Ichthyophthirius multifiliis is the source of this 865-nucleotide messenger RNA. RefSeq lists its product as hypothetical. The record is from RefSeq and is a predicted model, not a curated record. The transcript has a single exon. Gene Ontology annotation, biological process: proteolysis. Gene Ontology annotation, molecular function: serine-type D-Ala-D-Ala carboxypeptidase activity. Lineage: Eukaryota; Ciliophora; Oligohymenophorea; Hymenostomatida.
GGGAAUAUAUAACGAACAUGAUGGCUAAUUAAUAAAGGGAUUAAAUACAACUCGAAUUCGAGAAAUGGCAUCAAUAACGAAAAUAAUGACGUGCUUAGUAUCAUUAAGGUUAUUAAAAAAGUACAAUUUUAAUUCCAAAAAGCUAUAUUUUAGUGUUUCAAAUUAAGCAUCAACAUCCACAGGUACAACAGCUAAUUUAAAAUAUAAUGAAUGGUAUACAGUAAAUGAUUUAUUAUAUGGAUUAAUGCUUCCUUCAGGAAACGAUUGCGCAAUAAGUUUAGCUGAGAACUUCGGAUGCAUUCUUUAUUUUGCUAAAUAAGGCUAAUUUAAAAUGUUAGAAGGGAUAGAUAGUGUAGAUGUUUUAGAUGAUUAUUAUGUGGGGACAUAUGUGUAAUUAUUUGUCAAAGAGAUGAAUAAUAUUGCUUAGGAAUUCAAACUUAAAAGUACUAAAUUCACUAAUCCGCAUGGAUUAUCUGACAAAAUGAAUAGAUCUACAUGUAAUGAUUUGGCUUUUAUUACUUAAAAAGCACUUUAAUAGCAUGAAUUUAGGAAAAUUGUAUAGGCCAAAUAUCAUGUUGCGUAUUAUAAAAAAUUAAGUAUUUAGAAUUAAUAAGAAUAUAAAAAUGAAUGGGUUAAUACAAAUAAAUUGCUAGAUAAAGGUAAUUAUUUUGGAGUUAAAACAGGAAUCACAAAUAGUGCAGGCUCUUGCUUAAGCUCACUUUAUUGUGAUUAUAUUAAAGAAAUUAAUCAAGAUGUAAAUAUUAUUAUUGUUGUUUUGGGGUCAUUUAAGGCUGACGGAAGGUUUGAUGAUACUGAAAGUAUUGUUGAAUGGUAUAUUAAAUAAUUAAAGGAUGGUUCUAUUUGA